This is a messenger RNA of Eurytemora carolleeae, 935 nucleotides long. RefSeq names its product tRNA wybutosine-synthesizing protein 3 homolog. Gene Ontology annotation, molecular function: tRNA methyltransferase activity. The coding region runs from base 38 to 859 and encodes 273 amino acids. Gene Ontology annotation, biological process: tRNA methylation. Gene Ontology annotation, cellular component: cytoplasm. The record is from RefSeq and is a predicted model, not a curated record. NCBI's taxonomy places the organism in Eukaryota, Metazoa, Arthropoda, Copepoda, Calanoida, Temoridae. The transcript is spliced from 9 exons.
UUGGCAAAGUUAUGAUUUUUUCAGAUGAAAAUAGGCAAUGUCGACUUUAUUUGAUAGACAGAAAGCUGACUGUUUUAGUAAGAUUGAUCUGAGUAGAAAAGGGAGCAUUGACGAUCCGAUUGUGGAUAUAAUCAAACAUCUCAACAACCAUCAGGACUUCUUCAGUUUAAGUUCUUGUAGUGGCAGGAUAGUAGUGUUUGCUGAAGGGGAUAGAACUGAUAACAAAGAAGAACUAAAGAUUAUUGACAACAAAGAACUGAAAACAUCUGACAAAGACAUUGAUGAGGACAAACUCAGUAUUGUCAAAUCUGGCUGUGAUUGGAUUCAUGUCUCCCAUACCCUGGUAAACCCUGCUGAGAUUAUCCCAAAAAUUAAAGAAAGGUUUGGACAGUCUGGCUGUGUUGUGAUUAAGUUUGAGCCCUUUAUUCUCCACGUGCAGUGUAGAGAUAUUAACGCGGCUAAGUUGGUGCACCUGACUGCGGUAGAAUCUGGAUUCCGUAACAGUGGCAUCACUGUGGGUAGAGCGGGCAAAUUUGUUUCAGCUGUACGGUCAACUCACGGCCUUGAGGUUCCUGUGACGACAGAGGAAGGAGAACUAUUGGUUUCUGAACAAUACAUACAAUUCAUUCUAAACAAGGCUAAUAGUAAACUCAAGGAGAAUUUCAGUAGAAUCGAGAAGUUCUACGAAAAAUUAGGAGAAUUUCUUUCUGAGGAGAAGAAAGGGACAGGAAAGCAGAGGAAGAAAGAUUUAAGGAAAGAGGAGAGGAUUGCUAAGGACCGGAAGAAGGUGGAGGAGAAAGAGAUAAUUGAGAACAAAACUGAAUCUAGUUUAACAGCCCUGGAAGAUCUGUUUGUCUAGAAAACGAUGGAUGUCACGUCUAAACAAAAGAAAAAAAUAAUAAAGUACAUAAUUGAUGAUCGAUACAAAAAGUUAA